This is a messenger RNA of Vanessa tameamea, 611 nucleotides long. RefSeq names its product cytadherence high molecular weight protein 3-like. NCBI's taxonomy places the organism in Eukaryota, Metazoa, Arthropoda, Insecta, Lepidoptera, Nymphalidae. Bases 43 to 531 code for a protein of 162 amino acids. The record is from RefSeq and is a predicted model, not a curated record. The transcript has a single exon.
AUAAUUCAACCAAAAUAACUUUACUUUAUACAGAUUAACAAGAUGAAAUUCCUCAUAUUCUUCGGACUCUUAGCUGCUGUAGCUACGGCUGAAAAUGCUAGAGGCGAUCCUCGUAUUUUUAACAUUAUUGGCGGCAUCCUGGAUCUGCUGAACCCAAAACCCGCUGAAAGGCCCACUGUUGUCGAUAAGCCGGUUGUAGUUGAUGGCCCUUUUCAGCCUAUCAUUGUUGGACCUGCAAUCGUUAACCCAGAAUAUGAACAAAUUUCCGCCGGACCCGCCAUCGUAGACUUUGAAGAGAUUUCCGUUGGACCCGCCAUCAUCGAUGAAACUGCUCCCGUUGUCCCCGCUCCCGUCCCCUCUCCCGUGUUCCCCAUCACCUCCCCUCUUGUACAAGUCAUCGUUAACGUUGAGUCCAAUGGCGCUGGCAACCCCGUGGCUGUCGAGGGUGUAGAGCCCACCCCCGUCAUCGUUGUUCCUGGUCCCGUGCCCAGGCCCGAACCAGUGAUCGUCGUUGACAAGCCCAGUUACUGAGCCUGUUAUCGUUGCUCCCAUUAUCCCUGAACCCGUCCUUCUCCUGCCUGACAUCCUCAACUAAAUUAGUGUCCAUAAAU